This is a messenger RNA of Didymodactylos carnosus, 621 nucleotides long. Lineage: Eukaryota; Metazoa; Rotifera; Eurotatoria; Philodinida; Philodinidae. The record is from the annotation of a GenBank genome assembly.
AUGACAUACGAAGAAAAAAGCUUAUGCCUAACUGAAGACGUUUCGACAAAUCCACAUGUAAAAUGGGCUCAAAAAAAAGACUCUAUACUUUUGACAAUUGCUGUUCAAGAUAUUGAAAAACCUGAGAUUCAAAUUGAACCAGCGAAACUUCAUUUCAAAGGGAAACAGAAAGAAGGUCCGUCAUAUGACACUACACUCGAGUUUUUUGAAGAAAUCGAUCCACAAGUAUCAAAAUACAGAAGUGUUGGUCAGAGUCAUUGGGAAUUCAUGUUGAAGAAGAAAGAUACAUCGAAACCAUUCUGGAAACGUCUAGUCAAACCAACAAAUAAAGUUUCAUGGAUAACCGUUGACUGGGAUAAAUACAAUGACGACGGCAAUGACGAAGAUGAUAUGGAAGCCGGUGCCGAUGGAAAAGAUUGGGGUGAUUUAGAUGGUAUGUUCAAACAAAUGGGUGGCGCAGGUGGAAUGGGCAAUUACGGUAAACAAGCAGAUUUAAAUGAUUUAGAUGAUGAAAAUGAAAUGGAUAGUGAUGAUGAAGCUUUACCAGAUCUAGAAGAUGUUCCUAAAGAUAGUGAAGAACAAAAAAAGGAUGUACAGGAAAUAAAACCAACAACAAUAUAA